AUGAUUAUUCGAAGAUCAUCGCUCGCUAUUAUAGCGACCACUAUUGCUGUAUCCGCGGCCACCAUUCUACCUAUCAGCUCAGGCCAGCGGCAUGACGCCAAUAUGCUGAGCUCUCGUGUCAAUCCACAGCCCGAUUCGAUUCAUCUGCCUCUGUGCGCUCUGGAUUGCUUCACUGCCACCUGUUCGGAGCUUGAUUUAUCAUGUAUAUGCAAGAGCUUGGCUCAACAGUCUCAAACUUUCUCCUGCUUUCAGUCAUCAUGCAACUUUUCUGAGAGCCUAACUACCAUGAAUCUUACACAAACGGUGUGCAGUGCCCCAGCGCGGGACCGAUCUGGUCGGUUCAAGACGAUGAAUCUUACUCUUAGCUCUGUAACUCUUAUGAUAGCGGGUAUCCGCUUCAUAUCCAAAUAUCUCUUCAGCAUCAGGCAGGGUUUUGGGCCCGAUGAUUGGACCUUGCUGGCAGCAGGAUUUAUCGGCAUUCCUUGCAUCGCGUUCAACAUUUCGGGACUGAGUAGCCAUGGUUUGGGGAAAGAUAUCUGGACAUUAACUCCAGAUGACGCUGCCUCCUUUGCUCGGUGGUUCCUAGCCAUGGAAGUUCUCUACGUGGUCAUUAUGACCAUUGUGAAGAUCAGUUUAUCCCUCUUUUAUCUUGACCUGUUUCCGGGGACUACCUUCCGCAGAGUGGUUUGGGGUACCAUCAUAUUCAACAUCGCUGCUGGUCUCAGCUUCGUCAUUGGAAGCCUCGCACAGUGUGUGCCAUUGGGCUUAGCCUGGGGGCAAUUUAGCAAUUCAUCACACGGGCACUGCAUCGACAUGAAUUCGUUUGGGUGGGCAAACGCAGCCGUCAAUGUUGCAACGGAUCUUUGGCUUAUAGUCAUUCCUCUGUUCCAGCUAUACAAGCUCGACACUCAGUGGAGAAGGAAGCUAAGUGCUGCUAUUAUGUUUAUGACGGGAGUGAUAGCAACCAUCGUUUCCAUCCUCCGAUUCCAGUCGCUAGUCCACUUCGCCAACACGGCGAACCCAACCUGGGACCAUUGGAGCAUCGCCUGGUGGUCGACCAUCGAAGUCAACAUAAGCAUUAUUUGCACAUGCAUUCCUUCUAUACGGCUAAUCCUAGCACACAUAUUUCCGCGUGCCAUUGGCUCCAGCCUUGGGCUACCCCCCAUGACAGAGGAAUCUUGGAUCGGAGAGAAAAUGUCCAGCCCAAAUCCAUUGGAUAUAGAGCAGUUGGAACUAUGCAACCAUCGAAGCAUAGACGGAGUUUCAAAGACAAGCGAGUCUAUCCAGCGAGCCGAGGGGGUUUUAGAGAUGGUGGCACAUCCAGCUACUGUCCAAUGA
Trichoderma breve is the source of this 1338-nucleotide messenger RNA. RefSeq names its product CFEM domain-containing protein. Bases 1 to 1338 code for a protein of 445 amino acids. NCBI's taxonomy places the organism in Eukaryota, Fungi, Ascomycota, Sordariomycetes, Hypocreales, Hypocreaceae. The transcript has 4 exons. The record is from RefSeq and is a predicted model, not a curated record.